This is a messenger RNA of Prosopis cineraria, 1358 nucleotides long. RefSeq lists its product as uncharacterized. Gene Ontology annotation, molecular function: protein-folding chaperone binding. Gene Ontology annotation, cellular component: cytosol. The record is from RefSeq and is a predicted model, not a curated record. The transcript has 3 exons. Bases 90 to 1163 code for a protein of 357 amino acids. Lineage: Eukaryota; Viridiplantae; Streptophyta; Magnoliopsida; Fabales; Fabaceae.
CAAUUUCUCCAACGGCCAAACAAAUCUAUUCUGGGUUUUUCCGUCACAUUCCGUUCUUUCUCUCUCGCUCUCUGAUCUCUAAUGCAAUAAUGGGUGAUUGGAUCCGUAAAAAACCAUCGUUCAAAGAGAUAUGCAAAUCGCUUGUCAGAAAAAAGCGUCGCGAUAAGUCCGAUCCAAUGACAGUUCCAAGUCGUGAGGUCGACGAUCAUCAUCAUAAAGGAGCGGAUGAGAAUAAAUUCUUAAGCAAAACUUCAAGUAAAAGAUCCAAAACCCCAACACCAAGUAUAUAUCACUUGUCUAGACAUCCAAGCAGGAAAUGCACGACACCUACACCUUUCUCAAGAAAUGGAAGCGUUAGAACAAACUCUAAUUCUGAUAUAGAAGCUUCUACACUAUCAAGAAUUAUGAGCAGAAGGAGGGCCUCUGCAACUGCAUCGACGAGCCCUUUGGCUUCUCCAUCAGGAUACAUGAGCAGCAAGUGCAUCUCUGAGCCUCAAACUCCAAACCAUUCAGCCUCUCCAUCAAAAGAUGGGGGUUCAUCAUCUCUGUCUAGAAGCACCAGUGGAAGGUCCACAACACCAAUCAUAUUCUCACAAUCAAUAGCGAGGCGAAAAUCCCAACCGGUUGAGAUGAAACUUGAGUGCACCCUUGAGGAUUUGUGCUUUGGAUCAGUUAAAAAGAUCGAAAUUACUAAAGAUGUUAUCAAGCAUCCCGGGAUCAUUGUGCAAGAGGAGGAAAUACUGAAGAUUGAAGUAAAACCAGGAUGGAGAAAAGGAACAAAGGUUACAUUUGAGGGAAAAGGUGAUGAGAAACCUGGAUACCUUCCUGCUGAUAUAGUCUUCUUGAUUGAUGAAAAGGACCAUCCUUUGUUCACCAGAGAUGGUGACAACUUGGAAGUAAGAGUUGAGAUUCCUCUGGUGAAAGCACUCACAGGCUGCUCCAUACCCGUUCCUUUAAUAGAAGGAGAGACCAUGGCUGUGUCAUUUGAGGAUACUGUCAUACACCCGGGAUAUCAAAAGGUCAUUGAGGGGAAAGGCAUGCCUGAUCCCAAACAAGAUGGAAGAAGAGGUGACCUCCACAUUAAGUUUCUCAUCAACUUCCCCACACAAUUAAGUGAUGAGCGAAAGGAAGAAGCUGCUAGUUAUCUAAAAGACUGUAGUUAAUUGUUUUUUUCUUUGGCCUGGAAAAGGAUUGGAGUUAAUACCAAUGUUUUUUCCAACUAUAAUAUAUGUUGGCUUUUGAUCUCCUUUUUCUUAGAAUAGGCCUUUAGCAACAUAAAUUUGUAAACACUUAACAGUACAAUAUAAUUUGUUUGGUAUAUUAUCAUGUGGAAUAAUAUCUAAAAGUGUCAAUAUUAA